AUGAAUCGAAAUAUACCGACUGGGAAUAAAAUCUGUGCCACAAAGGAAAUAUUUUAAAACUAGGUAAUAUUGAAUCAGCAUCUCUUAACUAUGCGACCAUAGAUUAACACAAGUGCACCAAAAUAAUACGACUUUCUUAAGAAUAAGAAAAUUAAGGAGGCUAUCAAAUCAUAAAAACAAUAGGAAAUAGAAAGGGAAAAUUAAAAUCUCGUUUCCAAAAUAAACAAUAUAGUCAAGCAAUCAUAGAAUAACUCUAUAUCUACUCUUCCAAUCAACAAAUCUAGUACAUUGAAUUUCGUUCCCCAAAAGUCUCUGAAUAAAGAUCAUAGGAAAAAGGAAUUGGUUAAGAUUGUUAUGGAAAAUUAACAAUUAUUGAAGAGAAUAUAAGACCAAAAGUCUCAGUACAACGUUAAAGAUUGGAAUGAAGAAAGAAAAUGGGUUGAACAACACAUUGCCAAUAUAUCAGAAUACCCUUAUAAGAAUUUCAAACCUACUAAAACUUUAGUUCAAUAUUGGACCAACUCAAGGAUUAGUGAAUCACAAUUAUAGAAGAGAGAAAAUUGUAUCAGCAAAAGGUUGGAUCCUCUGGGUGAAAGCAAAAGUCAAUAAACAAAAAAAAGAACAAGAUAAGACAAUAAUAUAGAAUCUAGAUAACUGUUAUUUCAUUAAGACUUUUAAUAUAGGUAGAGCUUAUUUGAAUCUGAUUUUUAAGCUUAUGAACCAUAUGAAGAUAAAGUUACCAAAAUCGUUAACGAAAUGAUUGAAAAGCCCUAGCAUUCCUAAGAAAAAGUAUAAAAUAAAGAGCAAACCAACGAAUAAUAAGAAAAAUCUCUUUAAGAAUAAGAUCAAUAGAUCUAGUCGGAAAAUUUUGAAUCUAAUUAGCAAAAGAAUGAAUAAGUGGAAAAUAAAUAAUAAGAACAACUAAAUUAAGAGACAAUUAAUAAGGAUCACAGUCAAAAUAUACAAUAAAAUUCUCAAAGAAAAUCAAUUGAUGAUACAAAUUAAUAAGAAAAUCAACCUCUCAAUUAAAUCCAUUAAAAUAAUCAAGAAAUUUAAACAAUAGAUUUUGAACAAUAAAAUGAUGAAAGAAAAGAUUAAUAGGAUGUCUAAGAAAUUCAAGAAUGA
Paramecium tetraurelia is the source of this 1125-nucleotide messenger RNA. RefSeq lists its product as uncharacterized. The transcript is spliced from 4 exons. Lineage: Eukaryota; Ciliophora; Oligohymenophorea; Peniculida; Parameciidae. The record is from RefSeq and is a predicted model, not a curated record.